AUGGGUCGAGAGACGAUCACCCCCUUUCUCUAUUCACCCCCAAAAACACCCACACCAUCAGCCCUGCUUGAAGUGCUUGGGGAAAGUGUGACGGGGGCUAAAAGGAAGCUGGAUCUAGAGGACCCUCUCUACAUGCCAGAGUUCCGAACACCAAAAGGCAAAAGCAGCAUCGCAGUGAGGAUACCAAGUCCGAGGACUCCAAAGUCUCCAGGUGAGCGGACACGGUACGAUACCUCCUUGGGCCUGCUGACGAAGAAGUUUGUGGGUCUGAUCGCAGAGUCUCCUGAUGGAGUUUUAGAUCUGAACUGGGCCACGGAGGUCCUGGAGGUCCAGAAGAGACGCAUCUAUGACAUCACCAACGUACUGGAGGGAGUCCAACUCAUUAGAAAGAAGUCAAAGAACAACAUCCAGUGGCUGGUUGGAGAUGUAUUUGAGGGUGGUGCAAGUGGAGGAGAGAAGGCCUGCGCCCUGCGGAAAGAGCUUGGAGAACUGGAGAGGGUAGAAAGGUCUCUGGAUGAGCUGAUCCACUCCAGCACCGCACAGCUCAAACAACUCACAGAAUAUGAAGACAAUAAAAGGUUGGGCUAUGUGACAUAUCAAGACAUCCGCUCCAUCGGGACCCUCCGAGAUCAGACAGUCAUUGCCGUCAAGGCCCCCGCUGACACCAAACUGGAGGUGCCAGACACGGCAGGGCAGGGCUCAUUACAGAUAUAUUUAAAGAGUAAGAAUGGACCCAUUGAAGUCUACCUGUGUCCAGAGGAGGGUCUCGAAGAUGCUAGCCCAGUAAAAAGCGCUAUCACUCCUAAAAAGGAGUUCCCUCAGCCCCUCUGCCAUCCACCAGCAACCCCAAUGGCUCCACCGUGCUACAGCGUCAAAGAGGAGCCGUCUGAAUGCAACAUUUCCACAGCUGCUUCCUGUGCUGCAGCCUCCACCGCCGCCCUGUUGGAUGUGGAGCGUCUGCUGGGUCUGCCCCCCAGCCUGAUGCAGAUGACAGAAGACCAGCUUCCUUGCACCUCUUUUGCCCCCGACCCCAACACCCCCUUUGUCAGUUUCUCUCCCCCGUUGGACCACGACGAUUACCUCUGGAGCCUGGAGGACAGCGAGGGAGUGUCAGACUUCUUCGACACCUACGAUCUCGGAGAACUUUUGAAGAGCUGAGGUGUAGAUGAAGGAGGGUGGAGGUAAUCUGCGGGGAUUAAAGGGGAAUAUUUAAUGAAAUGCCUUCACGAGGUAGUACAUAUUACACUAUGAAGCCAUAACUCUUUGCUUUUACCAUGCCUGUUUUGAUGUCAAUGAACCCAAAGGAGGAGUUACCCCCUUUUUGAUUAUUUUAUUGAGGGUUUAGAUUGACAUGGAUGUGUAAUCGCCAACCAUUAGGAAACACUGUUUUAAAAGCAUGUAUUAACUUGAACGAACAUAGGAGUUUUUUAUGCAUUUCACAUCCCCAGCGACAAAAUCUGAUGUGUCUCAUCAGGCGGUGUUUACAGUGAAAACUCAGGAAUUUUUUGUUUAUUUUUGUUUCCAAAGGUUUUGUGCCACUCUUUGGCCUGUAGGGGGCAGCCUUGUAUAAUGUCAGCUUUAACUGCCAUGCAGCUUUACAUGAUUCAAUCACUGGAUUCUUGCUGUGAAUAAUACCAGUUUUUGUAGGCGCAUAAACAAUAUCUGAUUUUGAGCUUGUUUUGCUUUGUCAGAUCAGGUUCUCUUUCUCCGCCUUAAGCUUUAUUUCUGGCCUCGUACCUGUUUGUGCCAAAAUGUGAAAGGCAGCUUCUGACACCCAAUAAUGGAGCCAGAUCCAGAGUCAAUGACUGAUAAUGGGUCCUUUGUGACCACAUACAAUCUCUGACUGAUCUAGAAGGCCACACUCACUCAUGUUGGUAUGGCAGCUUUCUUUCAAAUCCAGGUUCUCCUCUAUAAAUGCGAAUUUGCUGAUUUUAAUAGAAGUUUGUAGAUUUAGUAGUGUGACACUACUAUUGUAUUUCUGAGGCAAUACCCCCAAAUAAAUCAAAUUCUGCAUCUGUGUUGCAGGUGUGAUGGAAGGGGGGGUUUAUUGAUGUAAUUAAGGUUUAAUUAGAGUAGCUAUUUGCAUUUGCUGUUGUUCAGAAAUGGAUGAAGUCUGCUUACUGUCUAGCAGCAACAUAAACAAGAAAUAAUUAUUGUCUUAGCUCUUUUAAAUUUCACGCCCAUAAUUGCUUCAAUGCAUGCUGGUGCAACCAUUUUAAAUUUCAAAGCCAUGCACGCGACGUCAGAGCAGCUGUGUCUUUUAUCUGUUUACAUUUAUUUUUUCGCAGCGUUCUAGACAUUCGGAAAUUUGAACUUCAUGCAGAUAUAAUUGUGGCUUUCCCUCUAAACUGCAGAGAUAAGCUAAUUGUCCUGUCCUAACAAAACUUGAAACGUGUGUGUGUGUGUGUUUAUGUAUGUGUGUGUGUGUGUGUGUGUGUGUGUAUAUAUUUUUGACAGUUUGGGAAAUGGGUCUCAUGGUGUGUUUGUGUGAGUUUUAUGAUGUAGAUUAGUUAAUGUGAAUUCAGAAUUUGUAGUUAUUUUUUUCAAUGAGCAUUAUUUUUCUGGUAUUUGUACAUAAUUUGUUUUGUAUUUAUACCUGCAUCUUUGAAAGUUGAUACUUGCCUUUUUUUAUUUUUACAGAAGGCAAAACUGUUUUUGUAUGACAUGCGGCACUUAAUAUUUUUGUAAUAUUGUGUGGUCUGUUUGAAAUUAUUAAAUAAACACU
Notothenia coriiceps (black rockcod) is the source of this 2725-nucleotide messenger RNA. RefSeq names its product E2F transcription factor 2 (gene e2f2). The coding region runs from base 1 to 1158 and encodes 385 amino acids. Gene Ontology annotation, cellular component: RNA polymerase II transcription regulator complex. Lineage: Eukaryota; Metazoa; Chordata; Actinopteri; Perciformes; Nototheniidae. The record is from RefSeq and is a predicted model, not a curated record. The transcript has 7 exons. Gene Ontology annotation, molecular function: RNA polymerase II cis-regulatory region sequence-specific DNA binding; DNA-binding transcription factor activity, RNA polymerase II-specific; protein dimerization activity. Gene Ontology annotation, biological process: regulation of transcription by RNA polymerase II.